CAGACCUCGGCCCGGGGGCCCAGCCGUGAGAGCUGCGUGCUGAUUGGCUGAGCGCCACUGUCCUUUUGAGACUCGGCCUCCCAUUGGAUAAAGCCGACCGAGACGCUCACGCGCACAAUGUCUACCCGCUUUUGUUAUUGUAGCGAGCGCGAGGAGAGCGGGCAGGAUGCGCGGACGGAGACAGCGAGCCUGAUAGUCCGGUAUCGACUCCGAUAGACUCAAAUUAGAUGCAGGAGGGGGAAGGAGACGAGGAUUUCUACCUCUCCGUCCUUGUCCAGAAGACUGCUUUUUGCUAUUCUCUAAAAACACGACCGAUGUAGCAGCAGGAUGUCCGUGAACCCUCCCAACAGUAAUGACGCCUGCCUCAGUAUCGUGCACAGCCUCAUGUGCCACCGGCAGGGUGGCGAAAACGAGGGCUUUGCCAAGCGUGCCAUCGAGAGUCUGGUCAAGAAACUGAAGGAGAAGAAAGACGAACUGGACUCCCUCAUCACCGCCAUCACCACCAACGGAGUUCAUCCCAGCAAGUGCGUGACCAUCCAGAGGACGCUGGACGGACGCCUACAGGUUGCGGGUCGUAAAGGUUUUCCUCAUGUAAUCUACGCACGUUUGUGGCGCUGGCCUGACCUUCACAAGAAUGAGCUGAAGCAUGUGAAAUUCUGCCAGUAUGCAUUUGACCUCAAAUACGAUAAUGUCUGUGUCAACCCUUACCAUUAUGAGAGAGUGGUGUCACCAGGCAUCGUUGGUCUCAGUCUUCAAAACACGGGUCCCACAGGCAGACUGAUAAAGGAAGAGUACAGCCACGACUGCAUUCAGAUGGAUGUUCCCCCAGGCCUGCCUCCCCAGCAGGACCACCAGGGGGCGAUGAAGCUCCCUCCUCCGGACCACUAUGGCCAGCCGCUGCCUCCCCUACAGCUGCCUUCAGAAGGCCCCCGUGCACCACCACCAGUCACCCUCUACUCCAACAUGCCCCUCUCACCCACCGCUUCAGGCUCUAUGAUGCCGAUGCAGGGAGGUCAUGGUGAAGGCUUACUACAGAUAGCGUCUCCUCAGGGUCAAGUCAUGACCCCUACCCCUCCCCCCUCAACCCCAACACAUGGACCCCCACAGACCCCUGUCCCGCCACAACCUCCACCCAACCAGAAUGGCUACAACAGCUCCAAACACUCCCAGACGCAAGGCUCCUUUCACACAACCUGGACAGGCAGCAGCACAGCCUCCUACACUCCUGUAGGACCCCAGCAAAAUGGACGUGGCCACCAACCUCCUCUCCACCACCCGCACUUCUGGUCUCAACAUCACAGUUCAGCAUCUUUCCCCCCUCCAGUCUCCAAUCAUCCAGGUCCUGAGUUUUGGUGUUCGAUCUCAUAUUUCGAGAUGGACGUGCAGGUGGGGGAGAUGUUUAAAGUGCUGUCCAGCUGUCCGGUGGUGACGAUUGACGGGUAUGUGGACCCCUCAGGAGGUGACCGCUUCUGCCUCGGGCAGCUCAGUAAUGUGCACCGCACUGACGCCAGCGAGAGAGCCAGGUUGCACAUAGGUAAAGGCGUGCAGCUGGAGUGUCGUGGUGAGGGUGAUGUAUGGAUGCGCUGUAUGAGCGAUCAUGCCGUCUUUGUGCAGAGUUAUUAUCUGGACAGAGAAGCAGGCCGAGCACCAGGAGAUGCAGUGCACAAAAUCUACCCAGGGGCCUACAUAAAGGUGUUUGACCUCAGGCAGUGCCACAGGCAGAUGCAGCAGCAGGCGGCGACGGCACAGGCAGCAGCGGCGGCACAGGCGGCAGCGGUCGCGGGGAAUAUUCCAGGACCGGGGAGUGUUGGUGGAAUCGCUCCUGCAGUCAGCCUCUCGGCGGCAGCAGGCAUCGGUGUGGAUGACCUCAGGAGGCUGUGUAUUCUGCGUCUGAGUUUCGUGAAGGGCUGGGGUCCUGACUACCCCCGGCAGAGCAUCAAACACACCCCCUGCUGGGUUGAGGUGCAUUUGCACCGGGCGCUGCAGCUGCUGGAUGAGGUGCUGCACACUAUGCCACUGGCUGACCCUGGACCAGCUAACUGAGAGGAACAAUACACAGCAUACACUCGGCACACAGAUACCGGACUCACUACAGUAAGCGUGCAAACCACAUUAAGUGCUACAGUGUGGUUUGCACUUUUAUCAGUCGUUAGAAACCCAAUGAAAACACCACAGAAACUCACUACUCUAAAAUUCAUGUUUCUGAAAGAUGUUUCAGUGCAUUUUAUUGUUCUAUAGUGAAAUGUUGCAUUUCUUUGCGGUUGAAUCUCACAAAACAUGUCAAGGUUAUAUUUUACUUAAAUAUUAAAAGAAACAAAAUAUUUCUCAAACAUCAUGAAGAUGGAUCUUAGGAGGAUUUCUAAUAAGUUAUCUUUUUCAGUGUGUGUGUCUGUGUGUGUGUAUAUAUGCAGUUGAAGUCAGAAUUAUAAGCCUCCCUGAAUUAUUAGCCCCCCUGUUUUUUUUUCUCCCCAAUUUCUGUUUAACAGAGAGAACAUUUUUUUUCAACAUAUUUCUAAACAUAAUAGUUUUAAUAACUCAUUUUUAAUAACUGAUUUACUUUAUCUUUGCCAUGGUGACAGUAAAUAAUAUUUUACUAGUUAUUUUUCAAGACACUUCUAUACAGCUUAGUCACAUUUAAAGGCUUAACUAUGUUAAUUAGGUUAACUAGGCAGGUUAGGGUAAUUAGGCAAGUUAUUGUAUAAUGAUGGUUUGUUCUGUAGACUAUCGAAAAAAAUAUUACUUAAAGGGGCUAAUCAUUUUAGCCUUAAAGGCUUUAAAAAAAUAACUGCUUCUAUUCUAGCUGAAAUAAAACAAAAGACUUUCCACAGAAAAAAAAUUUGGGAAUAUUUUAAAAAAAUUAAAUAAUAAAAAAAAUAAUAAUAAUAAUUCAAUGAGAGGGCUAAUAAUUCUGACUUCAACUGUGUGUUUGUAUGUAUUUUAUAUAUAUAUAUAUAUAAUGGGCACACAGACACAUGCAAAGGUUACAAAGAAAUCCAAAUAAUCUGUUUUAAAAAAAAAGUUAUCAAAAAUUAUCAAUUUGCACUGUUAUGGGUUGGGGAUAUUCAAUGGAUUGUCAUGCUUUAAAGGAUUUUAAUUGAACCACAUGGAGGUAAAGAACCGCCUGAUAGGAAGCAGAAGGUGGUUGAAUUCAUAAAGCGCAUUUAAAAACCUUAAUGAACAAAAAGCUGCUGAUCAUCCUUAUUCUAUGUCCAUAUGCCAAGUUAUGGACUAGUUAAAACUAGGUUUGCUCUUUGAAGGGAAACAUUAAUCUGUCAGUUAUGAUGUUAGAUCACCUAGUGCCUGCUUUAAAAAAAGUCACAGGUAGACCAAGAGAGAGCACAACUGAGCAAUCAUGACACGUGCAUAUCUAAUAGCUCAUAGUAAAAUCUGUUAGCUGCCAACUUGCAAAUAUACUUAAAAUAUUUGUGAGUUGGUUGAUCCCCAUUGCUUCCCUGGUGAAGUACAUGCAGGUGUCAAGAUCACAGAGAGAAAUGAAGGCUCUGGAAGCGGUCACUGAUUUACUAUGGUUACUACUAAUGUUUGAGGGUAGCGCAUUUAUUUUAAACUGUGAUCAAAAUAUGACUGGAACUACCUGUGCAUUAAACGAUUUUAUUUCACACCUUCCAGCCAAUCAGAAUCAAGAAUUUCAACAGACCAUGAAAUAAAUACAAUAAUAAAUGUACAUAUUUAUUUAUAACAAUAGUAUUUGUUGGUCUCUAAAUUGUAGUUUGCUCAUUGAAAUAUAUUAUCAUUAUUAGUUAUUCAAUAAGAAUUAGAAUAAUGCUUUUUUUUAAAUUUCCUAAAAUUAAUUGCAUUUUUUAAUGUACAAAAUGUUCAUUUGAUUUUAUGCUGAAAUAUUACCUGGACUGUUUUGUGGGAUUCAUCCGUUCAAAUUAGAUGUAUAUACCUUAGCGCUACAGGUCUACUAAUGAAUGCAAGUUUACACAGGGUUGAUUGCAGAUUAAGUUCAGGGAAAUAGCUUUAUUGUUCAUAUGCCUUUCUAGCUUUGCACAUCAUGCAGUUAUACUAAGAAUAUUAGAAGUCUUUAAUAGUUUUGCAAUACCGGUAGAAAAUGCUUUCAAUUUGUUCUCGCAAGAAAUUAAUUUAUGGCUCAGCGAACAUAUAAAAACAAAAUGCAACAAUGGCUGCCACUUUCGCAGUGGCCUUUUAGUCGGUUCUCAGAAUAUUUUUCCAUUCAUUUACUCCAUAAGAGUCGGAGCCUUGAAAUAAUCAAGCUGAACAUUAUAAAUAAAUAUACGUUGUGAAUUUAAAUACAAGUUAAAUGCAAAAAUCUUAUAUUUAAAGUAAAAAAUUUAAAGAGUGUAACAAGAUUCAAAUCUCUAUGGAGAAAAUGAUUGAUUUAUUUACUCACGGAACCGUUCUGUCGUGUUCUAGUAUCACACAAAUACACACAACACCACACAGGUAUAGAGGAGACUGUUCAACCUCCAAGCAAGUACUUUUGCAUAAAUAUCUGGAGAUCCACGGGUUUGGUAGCACUAUUUGCCUCAGAGCAAGUGUAUAUGGCUAUGCUGGCGCUGGUCACUUCAGGAACAGUUGGAAAGGACCAGCUGAUGUAGAUCUAAACCUGCCUCUGAGAGACAAACUGAACCGACAGAAAACAGGACAAACUGUCAAAACAAAACUGCUCAUCGUCAUCAUCUCUGUGCUUGUGCUGUGCUCCUCUACAUGUGGACCUCAACUCAGCUAUUACGCGGCUUACUAUCCAGGCAUCUUAUUAGUUAGACUUGCAAUAGCCUUCCAGCUCCUUUAUUUUCAUACCAAAAAAAAGAAGAAAAAAAAAAACAAGCCUGAAUUGUUCAGCUUUAAAAUGGUGGUAUUGGUAUUGUGACGCGGUUCGGUGUUUGUAACCAAAAUCAUUUGCCAUGUGGUGUAACUCACCAAAGCCAGAAUACCUCAUGAUAAUCAAGCAUGAAACCCAGUGGAUUUUUUUCUUUAUGCCAAAAUGUGUCUGGAAGUCUUCUUCUUUCUGGACAUCAUGCUCACCUCAUACUUUAACCAAAUCGAAACGGGACGUGUCUUGAACCGAAUGUAGAGCCUUGAUGCACCGACAGACCGAUUUCAAGAACAACGGGUUUUUUCAUUUGCCAACACCAGUUGCUGAGCUUUUAGCAUUUACUCGCCCAGUAACUCAAGUCUAGAUUAUGACCAAAAUGCAGCCCAGUCAUACCACUAUAACCUUCUGUAAACGGGUAGAACAUCUCAACUUCAAGCAUUAAACAUUUAUAGUUUUGUUGCCUUUACCAAAUUGAAAUAUCUAUCUUACUGUACACCUACUGGAAAUGAAGCAUUUAUUGGAAUGCCAUUCAUAUUGGUUUAUUUAACAUGUGCAACUAGUAUAAAUGGAAAUACUAAGUGGCUGAAAUCUAAUAGUUUGUUAAAGUUAACAUGAAAUUUAAAUUUAUCCUGCUUAACACAUAUCCCUGAUUUUAUUGUCCAUAAUUAAUCUGAAACCUUUUCGACAUUGAUAAUUAUUAGUAAGAAAUGUUUGCUAUUUUAUUUCUGUGAAAGCAGAAAUUUUCAGCAGCCAGAUCAAGAAACAUUUCGAUUGGAAUAAUGUAUACUUUAAGGAGACAUGCUGAUGGGUAAAAUAUAAGAUGGGAGGAAAGGAUAUUUUAUUGAUUUUGCAUUUACAAAUGUUAAAGGUUUGUGUUUCCUUAAGAAACUUUUGCAUUUUUCUGCAGAAGUCUUGUGCUCUCCUAAGAAACUUUGUUCUUUUACUAAAGUAUUUUACUCCCCAAGAAAAAAUGCAUUUAUUUGCUAUCAUAUUGCUUGAAAUGUUUUUUUAUUUGGCCAAAUGAUUGAAUUUUCUAAAGAAAAGCUGUGUAAAACUUAGUAUUAUUAGUAUUGUUGUUUUCUUCCCUAAGAAACACGUUUUGUUUUUCAGAUUUUACUGCAUCCCUGACAAUUGAUUUUUAGUAUUUUUUUUAUCAUAACAGCUCCUGGUGAAAGGAGUGGGUUUUUUUUCUCAAAAAGUGGGCCCUUUUGCAGUCAUUCACCCCAUUUUCUAUUUAAUUAUGAGGUUUAAAUUCUGCAUUUUAGUGACAUUUUAAGCACUAUUUUAUGCUGCAUUAGCUUGUCGGAUGGUCAUCGUAACCACGCUUUUUGAUGUACCAAAAGCAUUUUCUAAAGAUUUAGAAUAAAGAAAUGACAACAAUACUUAUUUUUAAAAUACAAAAAUAAGAAUCUUUUAAAGUUUUAAAUUUAUUAGGCAAAUAACAAACUGGCCAGCACAUUCAACUUUCCUCAGUCAGAAUUUGGGAUGCCGAAUGUGGCACUGUGUGACUUCAGAAUGGGAAGUCACGUUGUGCCAAAUUCGUUGUUCCAAAUUUUGUUCCCCAGCAAACACAAGAAUUCCGCUAUAACCCUAACCCUUAAUCUUGAAGCCUUUUUCGAUGGCUUAAUUUUACAAUUUAUUAUAGAAUAGCAGUCAAAAUAGGACAAAUGAGCUCAUGUAUGGGACAAAUUCUGGACCUUUUUCAGUGACCUUUUUAUUUCGAACCUCCCGCACCCCCUUUUUCUUUUUUGCAAAAGUGUUGCAUUAAUUAAAAAAAAACUGCAUUCUGUUAUCAUUCAUAAACCAUUAUAUGUGACCCUGUCCCACAAAACCAGUCUAAAGUUGCAGGCGUAUAUUUGUGGGACUAGCCGAAAAUGCAUUGUUAAAAUGAUCAAUGUUUCUGUCACGCCAAAAAAAAUAUUAGAACAUUAAUAGUAAAUUUCCUACUGUAAAUGUAUAUAAAAAAACUAAUUUUUGUGACUUUUCUCAGUUCUUAAAUAUUAUUAAAAGAAGAUUAGUCACUUUAGGGAAUUUAAAUUUCUUUUCCAAACUCAAGAGUGUCCUUUCUAGGCAUGGGCCAGUAUAAGAUUCAGACGAUUUCAGUGAUCAAGAUAUGGAGGUAUUGUGAUUACUGCUCUAAAAUAUAUAUAUUUUUAAAUGUCUGGGUAAAAAACUACAAUUGUUUCCCCUUUGAACACAACAUAUUUUAUUUUUAGAAACGUUUAAAAUAUUUUGGGACAGAAAUAUGUCUGGCCAAAUGAUUCAAAUAAAUCAUGGACUUCUGCUGUCUUCAUUAGUUUCAAAACACUGAUCUCUUUACAGUUUGAAACAGCAUUUUUGGAUAUCUUUUCUGCUGGAGAUACUGUUGUCUUAAAAAAAACAACAAAAAGUAAAUAAAAAAAAAAUCUUACACAUACCAUAGGAACAGUAUAGCAGAACAUUUUUGCUGUUUUAAAACCUUGACUUUUCCAAACCGCGGUAUACCUUGUAAAAGGUUAUCGUCCCAGGUUAUUGGCCAAUUCCCAACAAAUCCCAUAAAAAAACAUACAAUGAUUAGCUUAUUCAGCUUUCAGCUAUAAAUCUCAAUUUCCAAAAUUGGACCCUAAUGACUAAUUUUGUUGUCUAUAGUCACGUAUUACUCUCAGCUAAAGUCUUUUGUGAGAGAGAAGUUCUCAGGGCAAGAGAAUGCAAAAUUGAAAACAUUCUUUUUCCUUCCAACUCAUUUUUCCCUUCAGCCUUGGUAAACAUAAGGCUUUUUUUUUUCAAAAACAUUGACAACCUCUGGCUUUCAAAUGAUGAUUAAUAUAACGCCUACUGAGUACAGUAUUUAACAGUGGAAUUAUACUUUAUACUAAAUUUUCAGGAGUAAAUUUGUUACAAAAGCAUUUCAUGUUGACUUUAAUCAGAUCCUCUCUAUUUUUAGUCCUUGACAAAUGUUAUCAAUGGUUAGUCACAACUAAAGAGAAACUAUUUAGCAGAACACUGUUCUGUAGAUGUUCUGCAUUUCCAGUAUUGUUUCCAGAUUAUUAAUCGUUGUGCCUUUCCAUUUGUGCUUCUUUUUUUUAUUCAUGAACUCUUCAAUUACUAAAAAAUAAAUCCCUUCUCAGUUUAUGAAUCACAAAAACUUAAAAUCCUCUACCGGUCUGAAAUAUUCCAGUAGUUAUAAGCAAUGAAGUUCGUCAGGGAUGUCUCACAGUCAUCGAGUGUUUUCAGCUUUCGUUUAGACCUGUAAAUUGGGCGACACAAAAGAUGCAAACUCUUCAUCUGCAGGGUUGUUCACAUCGGCUCAGGUCACGUUGAGAAUUAUGAGCCUUUCAGAAAAUGUAUCGUAAAGCAUAAUGCCUUUUCUUUCUUUCUUUCUUUCUUUCUUAGUGAACGUUGUUGAAUUUAGAUGUCAGGUAAACUCAUUGUUCUGAUGAGUGCCUUUGUAUCUCAUACACACACUACAGAUUAAACGCUAAAUACUGUAAAGCUGUAGUUUUAAUACAGAUUUCAAAGGCACUUUGCAACUUACGCGAUCAGUGUUAAGUUCUGUUCAAACCAGUAUGCUUUCUUGAGGUCAUUUUGGGUGAAUUAGAUUAAAGCUCUCGCAUUACACAUCCAAUUCACACCUUGGUGGUGUAGAAACAUUUGUCGUAUUUAAAGCUAGAAAACAUUUAUAAAAAUAGACAUAGAGAGGUAUCUAAAUGUCAUUAGCGACUUCAGUGCAUAGUUUAGACGUACAGGAUUCAAAACAUUUUGUCGGUUAAGCCGUUUUGCCAAUGACGUUACAUGGUCUGGAGUCAUCUUGUGGUUUAUUUCGCCUUAAAAAUGAAAAAUAAAUAAAUAAAUAAAUGUUACAAUCGACCCCAAAUGUCAUGGUGACAUAGACGUAGAGUUACUAUCGUUAGUGUAAAGUAACUUCACUUUACUUCUCCCUCAUUAGUUCCGCACUGUAAUUUAGAUUUUCUUUCACUGUAUGAAAAUGUUUCUCUUUUUUUCAAAGGAUGACUUUUGCUUUCGUCAAAAACAUGUGGCCUAGCCCCACGGAACACUUAAAGUUCUCUAACGUGUGUGUUUUCACUGAUGGGCAUACUGUAUUGUGUAAGGAUAUUACAUGAUGAAAAGCAACAUGUAUGUCAGUAACAUGACAAUCACCCAACUGGAAGUCAAAUCAACAGCAUUCCAUAUGAAACCGAUUUCUUAUUAGUAUUUAUCAGUAUGUUAUCCAGUGUGAAUAUAUUUGAAUCGACUAUUUUAUUGAUAUUGUCAUUUCAAUUCUUGUUGUUAUUAUAAUUAUUCUAUUGUUCAAGGACAUUCUGCUCCUGUAUGUUGACUGUACACCAAAGUAAAAAAAAAUCCUUUUGAUACAGA
Messenger RNA from Danio aesculapii, 9151 nucleotides. It is a transcript of the gene smad10a, whose product is annotated as SMAD family member 10a. NCBI's taxonomy places the organism in Eukaryota, Metazoa, Chordata, Actinopteri, Cypriniformes, Danionidae. Bases 328 to 2043 code for a protein of 571 amino acids. Gene Ontology annotation, molecular function: DNA-binding transcription factor activity, RNA polymerase II-specific; RNA polymerase II cis-regulatory region sequence-specific DNA binding; I-SMAD binding. Gene Ontology annotation, biological process: transforming growth factor beta receptor signaling pathway; regulation of transcription by RNA polymerase II; cell differentiation. The transcript has 12 exons. Gene Ontology annotation, cellular component: heteromeric SMAD protein complex. The record is from RefSeq and is a predicted model, not a curated record.